Xylaria bambusicola is the source of this 1771-nucleotide messenger RNA. Its product is annotated as oxalate decarboxylase oxdC. The record is from RefSeq and is a predicted model, not a curated record. The transcript is spliced from 3 exons. The coding region runs from base 217 to 1635 and encodes 472 amino acids. Gene Ontology annotation, biological process: oxalate metabolic process. NCBI's taxonomy places the organism in Eukaryota, Fungi, Ascomycota, Sordariomycetes, Xylariales, Xylariaceae.
AGGAAGAAGCUCGGAAAGUCGUCUACGACAUAGCUCCGUAUCGCUGCUUUCGCCAUCGCGUGUUCGAGCUUUCUUCGUCUCCCUUUGUCUUCUCUCCCUCAUCCGCACGUCUUUAAAUCUCAAACCCUGCCACCACAUAGGUUCAAUUGACAAUUGGCGGUCUAGCAUACUUUGCUCUAACUUUGCUCGAAAUCCACACUAUCCUGACCAACAACAAUGCAGUUCCCCCAAUCGCAGCAGAGCUCCUUGUCGCGACUUUUGCUCGCGGGGCUUGCUUUGACUAACUCAGGGCUCGCUGUCCCCGUGCAAGACAGCCCGCGCCAAUACCUUCUAGCUGGUCUAGAGCUACCUGCUAAAUAUUCGAAGAAGACCAAGUCACCGUACAAUCCGGACUACAGAGAUCCCUAUGACGGCGCCGUUGAUGCGAUUGGAGAGAAAUUGGACCCUCUGCCGUAUCGCAACGGCUUGGGCGCCUCUGUCCUAGGACCAUGGAAUUGGGAGCGCUCUCGUCAGAGCCCGGAUCUCGUGCGCCCACCUAGCACUGACCAUGGCAACAUGGGUAACAUGCGAUGGAGCUUUGCCGACUCGCAUGUGCGAAUUGAGGAGGGCGGCUGGACCCGUCAGACUACAGUUCGGGAGCUGGGCACGAGUGUCGACCUUGCCAGUGUAAACAUGCGACUCGAUAAGGGGGUUAUUCGCGAGCUACAUUGGCACAAGGAGGCUGAAUGGGCGUACGUUUUGGACGGCGAGGUUCGCGUGACUGCGAUUGACUAUGAAGGAGGUAACUUCAUGGACGACCUAAAGACAGGAGACCUGUGGUACUUUCCUAGUGGUGUUCCUCACUCUCUCCAAGGCUUGGGGGAGAAUGGUACGGAAUUUCUGCUCAUCUUCGACGAUGGCAACUUCUCGGAAGAGUCGACUUUCAUUCUCUCUGACUGGCUAGCGCACACACCUAAGUCAGUUAUCUCGAAGAACUUUAACCUAGCCCCAGAAGUCUUCAAGCACAUUCCCAAAGGCGAAAAGUACAUUUUCCAAGGCUCAUACCCAGGCUCGCUGGAAGACGAGAAACCAACCGGAAAGAAUGUGAAGAAGUCGAAGUAUAACUUCACUCAUCGCAUGCUCGAGCAGGAACCCAAGAUCACCACUGGUGGCGAUGUCCGGAUUACGGAUUCCAAGAACUUCCCCAUCUCAAAGACUGUAGCCGCCGCUCACGUCACCAUACAGCCCGGCGCUAUACGAGAGAUGCACUGGCAUCCGAACGCGGAUGAGUGGAACUUCUUCCUCAAGGGUCGAGGUCGUGUCACCAUCUUCGCCGCUGAGGGCACCGCACGGACAUUCGAUUACGUCCCCGGAGACGUGGGCAUCGUACCGCGAAAUAUGGGCCACUUUGUAGAGAAUAUUGGGGACGAGCCCAUCGAGAUGCUCGAGGUCUUCAAAGCCGACGAGUUUAGAGACUUCUCUCUCUUCCAGUGGAUGGGCGAGACCCCCAAGAAGCUUGUUGUCGACCACCUCUUCAAGGACGAUCCUAAGAACGGCGAGAUUUUCUGGAACAAGGUGAAGAGCGCGGAGAAGGAUGAAGUAACGAUGCCAGACUCAUCAAGGUCGACUGCUUCCGACAGUGUUGAUGAACUAUAGCUUACCUCAAGUAGUAGCCUGCUCUCUACGAAGCGGCCACUAGGAUACAAAAUAUAAACCGUCAGUGGAUGCAUGUUAUAAGUAAAGCAGUAUCACCAUGUGUUGCCGUCUUUGGUUACUUCUAUACAAUAAACAU